Molecule: messenger RNA, 3259 nt
Organism: Salvia miltiorrhiza (redroot sage)
Lineage: Eukaryota; Viridiplantae; Streptophyta; Magnoliopsida; Lamiales; Lamiaceae
Product: regulator of telomere elongation helicase 1 homolog
Exons: 23
Coding region: 129-3191 (1020 amino acids)
Biological process (GO): regulation of double-strand break repair via homologous recombination; negative regulation of t-circle formation; telomeric loop disassembly
Cellular component (GO): nucleus
Molecular function (GO): DNA polymerase binding; DNA binding; DNA helicase activity
Source: RefSeq, a predicted model, not a curated record
AAAAUGGCGGGAAAAUGGAAGAACGCGAUUGGGGAUUUUGGUUGGGAGUAGUAAUAUAGGGUUUCAUCAAGAACAAAAUUAAUUAAUCCGAUUCUACAGCCACGAGGAGAAGUGUCUGCGAAUUCGCAAUGCCGACGUACAAUAUUAGGGGUAUCAAUGUGGAUUUUCCUUACGAGGCGUAUGAAUGCCAGCUUGUUUACAUGGAAAAAGUCAUCGAAUCUCUUCAAAGCAAAAGUAAUGCUCUAUUAGAGAGUCCAACUGGAACAGGAAAGACAUUAUGCCUUCUAUGCGCCACAUUAGCUUGGAGGAGAAGUUUUGGCGAGUUUUCUAGAGGCCGGAACGAUAAAAGUAGCAUCAGAGGAAGUCAGUCUGUAGAUGAAGAUCUACCGCAAUCCCAAUCUUCUCAGUUUCCCACAAUAAUUUACACAUCACGCACCCACAGCCAGAUUAAGCAAGUGGUUAAAGAGUUGAAGAGGUCCAACUACAGGCCCAAAAUGGUGGUGUUAGGAUCUCGAGAGCAAUUGUGUAUUCACGACCAAGUAAGUCUACUUCGUGGAAAGGCGCAAACAAAUGCUUGCCAUGCCCUAUGCAAAAAGCGCACAAAACGAUUUUGUGCUAAUUUUUCGCGUGUUGCAGAAUUUGUCAAGAAGAAUCCUGGUAUUGGAGAUGAUCCUAUUGAUAUUGAGGACUUGGUCAAUAUUGGAAAAAGCUCGGGAUCGUGCCCUUAUUACCUAUCACGGGAGCUUCAUAAGGAUGUUGACAUCUUAUUCGCACCUUACAACUAUCUUAUUGAUCGUGGGAAUCGAAAAUCUCUAAAGAUUGACUGGAAUAAGUGCAUCCUUAUUUUUGAUGAAGCUCACAACUUAGAAAGCUUAUGUGCUGAAGCUGCCUCUUUUGACCUGCCUUCAGGUCUUUUGACAGCUUGCAUAUCAGAGGCUAAAAACUGCAUUGAUCUUUCGGUUACUAGGAGGGACACUUCUAAUGAUAAAUCUUGUAGUCCAGAUGAUUUUGCUAUUCUUAGAGCACUUCUUUUGAAGCUUGAGAAGAGAAUUGCCGAGGUGCCAAUUGCAUCCAAGGAAUUAGGUUUUACAAAGGACGGGCCUUACAUUUAUGAGCUGCUGUCUGAGCUAAAUAUCACCCAGCAAACUGCCAACAUGCUCAUGGGUAUUAUUGAGAAAGCAUGUGAACUUCUUGAAGAAGAUGGAAAUGUCACUGGAAGUGGAGGAUCACAUAAAAUGAAUGGUACAGUUUGCAGGCUUGAAAGCAUAGGUGAUAUCUUUGGACUGAUUUUUAAGAAUAAUUGUACUGCUCAUGCCCAAUAUUAUCGUCUUCACGUCCAGGAAGUCGAAGCUAGUUCUAAUGAUUCCCUUAGAGGGAAAACUUCUAGGACUCUGAGCUGGUGGUGCUUCAAUCCUGGAAUUGCCAUGGAAGAAUUCUCCAGGCUUGGUGUUAGAUCUAUAAUUUUGACAUCUGGUACAUUAUCACCAAUGGAUUCAUUUGCAGAAGAAUUGAAGUUAGAAUUCCCUAUCCGUUUGGAGAAUCCUCAUGUAAUAUCAGGAAAUCAAAUAUGGGCUGGGGUUGCACCGGUUGGGCCAUCUGGUUAUUCAUUCAAUUCUUCAUAUCGCAAUCGUGGUUCAAUAGAGUACAAAUCGGAGUUGGGCAAUGCUAUUGUCAACUUUGCUCGAAUUGUACCAGAUGGACUGCUUGUAUUUUUCCCAUCUUACUACCUUUUGGAGCAAUGCAUCAGCUGCUGGAAGGAUCAACAAAAUUUAUCAAAUCCAACAACAAUUUGGGAAAGGAUCUGCAAGCAUAAAUUACCUGUUGUGGAACCUAGGCAAUCGUCACUUUUUCCUUUAGCGAUUGAAGAUUAUAUGACAAAGGUAAAGGGAACCAACUCUGGCGCAGUUUUUUUUGCCGUGUGCCGUGGCAAGGUGAGUGAAGGACUAGAUUUUGCUGACCAUGCUGGCAGAGCUGUGGUCAUCACUGGGUUGCCAUUUGCCACCGUGACUGAUCCUAAGAUUCGCCUGAAACGUGAAUACUUGGAUCAUCAGACACAUUCUCGGAAGUCCAUAAACAAGGGUCUCACAGGUGAAGAGUGGUAUUCUCAGCAAACAUUACGGGCUAUAAAUCAGGCCAUUGGCCGAGUUAUUCGUCAUCGGCAUGAUUAUGGAGCAAUUAUCUUAUGCGACGAGAGGUUUGCGCAUUCUAAUCGCCAGUCUCAGAUAUCUUCAUGGAUACGACCCCAUCUCAAAUGUUACUCCAAAUUUGGCGAUGUAGUAUAUACAUUAAAUCGAUUUUAUCGAGAUGUUCAAACAUAUCGUCUUCCAAAGCUUGAAUAUGCACAAAAUGAAGAUCGAGAACGUGCUGGAGUUUCACAGAGCAGCUUCCAGCCUUUGGAUAAGAUUCGCCUGGAAAAGCUCCAGUACGACAACCAGAAGACAACAUUCAAUCCAACUAGCUCCUUGGACUCAGUAUUCACUGCUGAACAAGUCAAAAGAGGCAGUAUUUCUAGCCACACGAGAGAAAUACUUCCUGCGAAUCGCUCUUCUCUAACAUCAGACAAGCUACUUCAAGGUUUGAAGAUGAAGUGUUCAAGAGAUCUUACACACACUGAGAAAGAGUCUUCGAUCAUUGAUGGGAGAAGCAUGCAGGAUUAUGAUGAAAAAGCUGUUGACCUGGUUGCACCUAUUUUACUGAAAAAACAAAAGUUGCUCAUAACCGGGCCUAAUCAGUUAAAACAUGAAGAAAAGUCUAACCAUUUCAGCAAUUUGGUGAAGAAAGAACACUUGCAGUUUCCAGAAAACGUCUGUGACCUCAAUCCUCGAGAAAAAGAAGUAUUGAUUGAUGAACAUCUAAGAGAAAGAAGAACCAUUGAGCCCGACAUCACGAAACAUAAGGAUGUUGUGUCUGAGACUGUAUCUAAAAAUAGCACUGAGACCAAGGGAUCAGCUUUUCUCAUCCAGGUUCGAGAAAAGCUUACUGAGUCGGAAUAUAAAGAAUUCGUAGGCUUAAUGAAAGCGUUGAAGUCUAAAGCAAUGAAAAUUGGGCAUGUUCUGCAGUCAAUUGCUAGAUUGUUUUCUCUUCCCGACAGGCUCUUUCUUCUCCAUGGUUUCAAGGAGUACGUUCCUGCAAAAUAUCACUCUCUAUAUGAGCAUUACAUUUCCACUACAUGCGACGCAGCUGGUGUUUAAACUUACCUCCUUCCUGCUGAAUGGAUUAUGCUACUUCACAUUGAAUUUACGCAUAUAGUCUUACAUUA